Molecule: messenger RNA, 1946 nt
Organism: Oncorhynchus gorbuscha (pink salmon)
Lineage: Eukaryota; Metazoa; Chordata; Actinopteri; Salmoniformes; Salmonidae
Product: beta-1,3-galactosyltransferase 1-like
Exons: 3
Coding region: 214-1482 (422 amino acids)
Cellular component (GO): membrane
Molecular function (GO): N-acetyl-beta-D-glucosaminide beta-(1,3)-galactosyltransferase activity
Source: RefSeq, a predicted model, not a curated record
GGAUGGGGAAAGGAUAUACAACAUUUCUGGAGAGAUCUGAAAAUAUCUGUGCAGCAACUCUCCCCAUCCAACCUGACAGAGCGUGAGAGGAUCUGCAGAGAAGAAUGGGAGAAACUCCCCAAAUACAGGACACAUGUAUUUAUUGUAUGACAGAAGAGUUGACCAAGGUGGAAUGACCUAAACCUGACAGCCAUCCCCAGCUAGAUCUCCAACAUGGUGGAAGAUGGCACUAAGAAAGGAGGAAGGAGUCAGGAGAUGGUGGAAGGUGGGAGACGCUGCUGCUGGUCUGGUUUUCGUUGCCGUUUCCUCAUCCUGCUCGUCACCGUGGCGGCCAUCUUGUUCUUCACCAACCACCAGUCAGCAGAGUGUGUCCCAAGAUGGUGGGCAGAAUACCACGGUCGUUCAGUCAACUCCAGUAGCGAAGCAGUUUCUCACAACUCCACUGGUUUUACCAUAGACGUUCAUGAAACUGCGUCUGCCAAUUCAACAGAUCGUCAGACUUCACGUAUCCACUCUACUCAACAGGCCAUCGAACUCAACACAACACAUCAUGAAACUAGUUCCAUCACCUCUGCACUGACCAUCAUCACUAAUCUGAUCACAGAGGUCAAGGCCGUUCUGGCCACUCCUCCUCCGUAUGUGUCCCCAGGACCGUACCAUGUAGAAUACCCAUCAGAGUACAUCUUCAUCCUGGAUGAGCCAGAGAAAUGCCGGGAGCAGAACCCCUUCCUGGUUCUGAUGGUGCCAGUGGCGCCCUAUAACAGGGAGGCCCGUGAGGCCGUCCGCAGGACUUGGGGCAGUGAGAGGCAGGUACUGGGCAAAGAGGUCCGUCUGUUCUUCCUGCUGGGACUGUCCAGUGGAGAGGAGACAGAGCAGGUCCAGGAGAAGGUGCUGCAGGAGAGCAAAGAGCACCAGGAUCUGCUGCAGAGUGACUUCAUAGACAGCUACAAAAACCUGACCAUCAAGACCAUGGUGAUGAUGGAGUGGCUGAGCUCUCGAUGCCCCAACGCCUCCUACGCCAUGAAGAUCGACUCAGACAUGUUCCUCAACGUGAACACCUUGGUCAACAUGCUGCUUCACGCUCCAACGCAGAACUACAUGACUGGACUAGUGGCCCGACGGGGAGCCGUUCUAAGAGACCGUAACUCCAAAUGGUACCUUCCAAAGGAGGUGUUUCCUGAACCAGUAUAUCCACCUUAUGCUCUGGGCCUGGGCUAUGUCUUCACCUUAGACCUCCCCAGGAAGCUGGUGGAGGCGUCCAGGCAUGUUAAAGCCGUCUACAUAGAGGAUGUGUAUCUGGGACUGUGUAUGAGACACCUGGGCAUCCGGCCUACUGCCCCCCCCAGUGGAAACCUCUUCCAUGUGUCCCCUGUGGCUUAUGACCGCUGCACCUACUCACGGCUGAUAGCCACCACCACACAGAGUAUCACUCACCAGGUCAACGCAUGGACAGACCUACACAAACCUGGUCCUCCCUGCUGAUCUCAUACAGUAACAGACUGACUGAUGUACCAAUCACUUCCUUAGUUUGUUUGUUCAUACACUAACUAAAUAACAAACCAAAAACAAAGAUGGCGACACCUCCAGGGGAAAAAGAUAUUCUGUGCAUUUGGAAAGUAUUCAGACCCCUUGACUUUUUACACAUUUUGUUAUGUUACAGACUUAUUCUAAAAUGGAUUAAAUAAAUUUAAAAAACCUCAGUAGCCACACACUACCCCCAUAAUGACAAAGCAAAAACAUCAUUUUUGAAGUGUUGGCAAAUUUACAAAAUUGCUAUGAGACUCACAAUUGAGCUCAGGUGCAUCAUGGUUCCAUUGGUCAUCUUUGAGAUGUUUUUACAACUUGAUUGGAGUCCACCUGUUACUGCCCCCCCUCUUAUAUCCUUUGUGGUGCUGGGAGUUACUGCCCCCCCCUCUUAUAUCCUUUGUGGGGCUGGGAGUUACUGC